CUCGUCAACACACCCUUCCCAUGACACUCAGGCACCAAGGCGCUUCCAUCGUCUAGGACGACUCCAAAGGAAACUUAUACUCAUGUCCAGGGCAGCAACAGCAAUAUCGGCGCCUCCUAGCGCACCCUCCGCCAUCAGCACCCGUGGCAAUCGCACAGGAGCUUCCAGCAAUGCACAGCGAUCAGAAUUAACAUGUCCUGGCUGCCAUGGCACCAACAUUCUCGAAGACCCUGAGGUCGGUGCUCUCGUAUGCUGCGACUGCGGCCAUGUGCUUCAAGAGAAUAUUCUGAGCAACGCGCUAGACGCGGCGGGAGUGGAUAACACAUCCUAUUAUGGAACCACCCUGGUUUCUCGCACCGGUCGAUCGCUGCUCACGGACACCAGACACGGAGCAUUCGCAUACAUUUCCGUCGCGAAUGCAGCAACCCGCAUACGUUUGUAUCGCCGUAAGCGCUUUGAGCAAGUUCGGACACUACUUGCGACAGUUGCACGCGGAUCCGGACUCAAGAGCGCCGAUUCGAGUCGAGCGUACUAUCUCUGGAAGAACAUCAUGAGCAUCUCGAACCCACGGUUUUGGAACCCAGCAGCCAGAGCUGCCCUCGCUUGUCUUUACCUCGCCGCCAAGGAGGCCAAGAGAGGAAUAACGUUAAUCGAUAUUGCGGUCCGAGCAGAGAUGUCGCCCUACAAGAUCGGAGCCGCGUGCAAGCAGGUCAAGUCGACCCUGAUUGAACUCAAGAUCCUGGAUCUUGACAGUAGCCAACUUCUCAAUGCGGAGGAAGAUCCGUGGACCAUGCUGGAGAGAAUUAUGACCAUCGGUUCUGCGGACUCUAACGAGCGAGGUGAGAUGGAAAGACUGGCCCAAGAUAUCCAGGAUGCUUUUGGAUUCAACCUGGAGGACGAAACGAGAGCGUCAAGCCUGCGUAGUCUGUUGUCAUCGGCUCAAAAAUGCAUGGCGAUCGCGAUGGAUGCAAGCCUACCGUCGGGCCGCAAUCCUCAGGGAAUGGUUGCCGCCUGUCUGAUCGUGGCAGUGGAAGUGCGAUUGAUGCUGACCAAGGUACCUGAGGAGCUGUUCGAGUUUGUGGCUCUUGUGUUCAGGAGCGCAAAGUCCACGGUAGCAAUUCGGUACAAGGAGUUACGAAAGUGUAUGCUUGUAUGGGCGCAGCAACUGCCGUUUCAUAACAAUGCCCGUGAUAUCAAGGACAAAAAGUUGGUGUACUACAUGGAGGAUGUUAUUGUGUACUUUGGACAUCUUAAGGAACACAACAAGCGGCUGUGGACCUUGCUGGACAAGGCAGGGUGUGCGAUCUCGGAUGAGGAGGACUUUGAUAGAUGGGAGCAGGAUCCCGAGCUCGAGCAGGUUGCGACUCAAGACGAAUUUCUUUCAGUAAUGCGCGAUGGUGAUACUGAUGAAGAAGAGCCCGAAAGCUUUGAAGGGGAGCAGGAUAUCAAGGAUCACGACUCAUCCCAUUCAAAUAAUGGAUUCGGCGAGCCUUCAAACGAUAAAUCCGACCCCCGAUUGUAUCCACCAGCAUAUUUGGCCAACAGAGAGCGAGAGAGACGACAGGCUGAGCUCAUUCAGGUUGCAAAGGGGGAGGCCGAAUAUUCCCCCGCACCAUUUCAGAAGGCAAAGACCCAGGAGCCUCAAGAUCUUGCGCGAAUCAACCGGAUCAAACGCCUGCUCGAACUUGGAGCAAGGACUGAACAGGAGCUCAUUGAGGCGAGCGACAAUGCUUUGGAGUACUGGCUACGCAGCGAUGAAGCGAAGGCGUCAGAUCCGGGUGUGACUCGAACACAGGAGGAGAUGGCAUCGGUUGAAUUGACUGGCGAGGAUCUGGACGAACAGGAAUUUGAAAAAUACAAGAGAACGCCAUCGGAAAGACAAGCACUUUUAAGGAUCAUGGAGCCAACGUAUCUGGAAGCGGAGCAAAAAGCAAAGUACUGGGCGCAGCGUCGCCAUGCACCCAAGAAGCCACCGAGAUCCAGGGACAAAAGGGAGAGGCCGCAUCUUUCUGUGGCUUCUCAGGGCGGUCAACAAGCAAAGAAGAUGCGGUCAUCAAAGAUCAAUUGGGAUGCCAUUACCGACAUGGGAGACAGUGGUGCCGAGGAAGUUGCUGUCAAACAAGGAAUGGAAGAAAUGCCGGAGGAGGGUCACUGGCCACCAGAUCUCGGGGAUGACGCCGAGUUUGGGGAGAACCUCGUCGACAUUGACAACAACGACGAUAACUACCAAGAUUUCGAGGACGAUUACGAUGAUGACUAUGACUAGACAUUCCGGCGCACGCGUUAUGUAUUGCAUUUACGUCGGGAGAAACUCUUGCAACAACGCUCUCUGCAUCCAGUUAUAUACUUGUACUAUAUUUCUUUUCACUAUGUACCAUAUAUACAUAUAUAUAUAUAUCGGCCUGCUGAGUGUAAUAAUAAUAAACGCGCGAAUGGCCUAUCC
This is a messenger RNA of Gamsiella multidivaricata, 2443 nucleotides long. RefSeq lists its product as uncharacterized. Gene Ontology annotation, molecular function: RNA polymerase III type 3 promoter sequence-specific DNA binding; RNA polymerase III general transcription initiation factor activity. NCBI's taxonomy places the organism in Eukaryota, Fungi, Mortierellomycota, Mortierellomycetes, Mortierellales, Mortierellaceae. The record is from RefSeq and is a predicted model, not a curated record. The transcript has a single exon. Gene Ontology annotation, cellular component: transcription preinitiation complex; nucleus; transcription factor TFIIIB complex. Gene Ontology annotation, biological process: DNA-templated transcription initiation; transcription by RNA polymerase III; transcription preinitiation complex assembly. Bases 83 to 2266 code for a protein of 727 amino acids.